This is a messenger RNA of Colossoma macropomum (tambaqui), 3696 nucleotides long. RefSeq names its product mcf.2 cell line derived transforming sequence-like b (gene mcf2lb). The transcript has 31 exons. The record is from RefSeq and is a predicted model, not a curated record. Gene Ontology annotation, cellular component: cytoplasm; extrinsic component of membrane. Gene Ontology annotation, biological process: intracellular signal transduction; positive regulation of Rho protein signal transduction. Bases 4 to 3261 code for a protein of 1085 amino acids. Gene Ontology annotation, molecular function: guanyl-nucleotide exchange factor activity. NCBI's taxonomy places the organism in Eukaryota, Metazoa, Chordata, Actinopteri, Characiformes, Serrasalmidae.
GCGAUGGUGUGGGUGAAGAUGGAGAAGGACGUUGUGCAAGAGCUGCUGCGCAGGCUGAGCAGUGUCGGUCAGAAUGUUGAUGAGAUCAUGCAGCAGGAGACGAGUCCUCUCUGCGCUGCUGACAUCAUCAGUGAGCUGAAGAAGAAGUUUGCCUUCCUGUCAGGGGGCAGAGGGCAGGACGGCAGUCCAAUCAUUAUCUUCCCAGAGUUCCCUUCAUUUGGUGAGAUUGGAGAGCAAGAGUUCCACAACGUUCUCACCUACCUGACGAGUGUUCCCAGUUUGAGUGCAGCAGGGGUGGGUUUUAUCCUGGUGAUUGACAGGCGUCAGGACCGGUGGGCCUGCAUGAAGGGAACGCUACUCCGUAUCUCGGGUCACUUCCCAGGGAACCUGCGGCUGGUUCUGGUGCUGCGGCCCAGCGCUCUCUUCCAGCGCACUCUUUCGGACGUCCUCUUCAAACUCCACAGAGACGACUUCAAGAUGAAGGUGCCGGUGAUCAUGCUGAGCUCAGUGGCUGAGCUGCAUACUUAUAUAGAGCAGAGUCAGCUGACUCAAGAACUGGGAGGCACUCAGCAAUACUGCCAUAAGACCUGGAUCUCCCACCGCACAGACAUAGAAGGCUUUGCUGUCUUAGUGAAGAGGAUGGCGCAGAGACUGCAGGCUUUUGGCAGGGAACUGGCGGAGACGGAUCUGCCGAACUCCCCCCUAGCAACCAGCAAUCUGCUCAACACACACUGCAGCAAGAGAGACAACAUGAAGGAGGAGAUUGCAGGAGCUCUAGGACAGGGACGUAAGAUCUUGGAGAACAUUCGGGAGCCGGUACGCAGGGACCCAGACAGCAGCCUGAACCCAGACCAGCUGGAGAACCUGGCCACUGUCCACAGGUUGUUGUCUCAGUUGAACGAGAGCUCAACUGCGUUUGAUGACUUCUGGGUGCAGCAUCACAAUAAGCUGGAAAUGUGUCUGAGACUGUGCCAAUUCGAGCACAACUUUCAGCAGGUGUGGGAGGAGCUAGAGCAAACAACCACUAGAGUGACGGCUUUCUCGCAUGUAGGAAUGAGCCCCACCCACACAGAACACCUCCUCAGAGAGCUGAGCAGCCAAGAAGAGAAAGCAUGUGAGCUGCUGGACAGGUCAAGGGCCCUGGUUGUCGAGGGCGAGGGUUUGGUUGACAGCUGUGAGUUUGCUGAUGACGGUGUGAAGGUGAGGUGUGAUGAGCUGCGGAGAGCCGGAGAGAAACUCCCACAGCAGCUCCAAACCAAGAGAGAUCUACUACUGCAGGCCAUGGAGCUCCACCAGAGACUGCAGAGCGUGUGUAAAUGGUGUGAAGAUGGCAUUUACUUGCUGGCCUCUCAGCCGCUUGACAGGUGUCAGUCACAGGAGGGGGCGGAGUCUGCAUUGCAGGAGCUGGAGGGUUACCUAGAGACAGCCAAUGAGAGGCAGGAGUGGGACAUGGACGCGGUCUGGAGAGAGUAUGAGAGUGUGCUGAAUGAAGAGCUGAAGGAACAGGUAAAGCGAGUGUUUGAGAAGAGGACCAUGCUGCAGGAGAUGUUUGAGAAAAGGAGAGUCAGUCUGAAGAAGCUAGCCGCCAAGCAGACUCGUCCAGUCCAGCCAGUAGCCCCCACGCCUGAAGCUAUCAAAUCACCUCCUUCCUCUCCAGCUCUUAGGAAUCGUGAAAAGAGCUGUGCUAAUAAAGACUCAGAGGGAAGCAGUAACAACAAUGAAGUGUGCUCUGAGCAGAACGGGGGGAGCAGCCGUACCGCCUCCGUGUCCGACGAGGAGGAAAACCUGGCUGUCCUUCGCAGGCAUGUGAUGAAUGAGUUGCUGGAAACAGAGAGAGCAUAUGUGGAAGAACUGCUGUGUGUUCUACAGGGCUAUGCUGCUGAGAUGGAAAACCCUGCCAUGGCUCCCCUCAUCCCUGCCGUCCUGCAAAACAAGAAGGAUGUGCUGUUUGGCAACAUGCAGGAGAUCUACCACUUUCACAAAACGACAUUUCUGAGGGAGUUGGAGACUUACACAGAUUGUCCCGAGCUCGUGGGUCGCUGUUUUCUGGAGAGGAUGGGAGACCUGCAGAUUUAUGAGAAAUACUGCCAUAAUAAACCUCGAUCUGAGAGCCUCUGGAGACAGUGCUCAGACUGUGCUUUCUUCCAGGAAUGUCAGAAGAAACUGGAGCACAAGCUGGGCUUGGAUUCUUACCUGCUGAAGCCUGUUCAGAGAAUUACUAAGUACCAGCUCCUACUGAAGGAGCUGAUUAAGUACAGCAAAGGCCGUGAAGGUUCAGUGGAGCUGCAGGCAGCUCUGUCCUCCUUGCUGGGCAUUCUGAAGGCCGUAAAUGACUCAAUGCACCUCAUCGCUAUCACAGGAUAUGAGGGUAACCUGGGUGACCUGGGCCGGCUGCUGAUGCAGGGCUCGUUCAGCGUGUGGGCGGAGCACAAGCGUGGCCAUGUGAAGAUGAUGGAGUUGGCGCGCUUUAAGCCCAUGCAGAGGCACCUGUUCCUGCACGAGAAAGCUCUGCUCUUCUGCAAGCGGCGUGAGGAGAGCGGCGAGGGCUACGAGAAAGCGCCGUCCUACAGUUUCAAACAGGAGCUGAGCAUGCGUGCUAUUGGAAUCACUGAACAUGCCAAAGGAGACAAUAAGAAGUUUGAAAUCUGGUCCAGCUCCAGGGAUGAGGUGUACACUGUGCAGGCAGCGUCUGAGGAGACUAAAACUAUCUGGGUGAGAGAAAUUCGGAAACUUCUAACAGGACAGCUGGAGGCCUGCAGAGAAGCCAGCCAGCAGAGGACUACUGAUCAGUUAACCUCAGAGAACAAUUCACUUGACAGACUCAUGAGGGAUGGGCAGAGCAGUAUGAGGAACACAGAGAUGGAGAAGAAAGAAGAAGAAAGCAGCAAUGAACCAGGCAGCCCAGAUGGCAAGAAAACAGAGAAAGCAAUGGGUACUUUCCCCAGCAGUGAGACCAAAGCCAAGCGGCAAGAGAUCAAAAGUGACCCAACUCCAUUAGAAACAGGGACACACCCCCAUUUGGGCGGAGUCAGGCGGUUAAGUACAUCCAGCCUGUUUCCGAAUCGUAGGAGAGGAUGGAAUAAAGGCUCGCUCUCAUUGGAUGCCUCUGUGGAGCAAGAUGGCUAUUUCAGUGCCGAGGAUCAUGUGACCUCUGACCCCGAAGAGGAACAAGAAAAGAAACUGUCUGUAGAAGGAGCCGAGUUUGUGAGAACCGACGAAGAACCCAAACAGCCUGCAGAAUCUGAAGAUGGACACCACUGAGAAGAACUUGGCAACAUAAUACCAUGAUCCCAAGAGCCUCUAUCGAGAACACAAAGGAACUGCACUAGUCUUGGAUAAGCACCUGCCAUUUAUACUGUCGUCCUCCCUCACCGGUCAAACAGCACAAAAUGUGACCCAUUUCGUCCAGCAGCCUGAGCCAAAACUUGUACACAUGUUGCUGUAAUAGAAGGUUCAUAUCCCUUUAACUGGUGUGCAACUUUAUAGUGGUUAAGUCUAAAGCUCUUCGUAGUGAACACCUGUCCAUGUUCCGUUUGCAUGAGUACAGUCUUAACCUCUGUGUGAAAUUUAGCAUAUCAUAUAUGCAGAUAUUACUGUACUGGCUGUGACUGCACUGGUUCACUGUGUGUAAAGUCUGUUAUUGUCCACAGCUGUUCUUGUUCAUAUGUGUAUUUAAAGUAUACAUAAAAUCCAAAA